AUGUCACCGUUGAACCAACUAUUGUUACGAAGAACUACAAGAUACAUCUCAAGAAAUAUCUUACGAAAAAAAUCAUCUGCUUUGAACAAACUGAUAGUAGAAAGAUCAUAUUUUUCAACUCAUAACUCUAAACAUUUGAACGAUACAUCGUCUUCUUCAAGGCAUUCAUCAUCUUUCCAUUCGAGAGACGUAAGCUUAACUCUCUUAAGUGGUGGAAUCCUCUUAUUAUCAUAUUCAUACUUAACAACAAAGGGUAAUCCAUUAUCAUUAGAUUCAAUAAAUACCAUAAAGGAAUUCUCAACUUUCUUCAAUAACCAGAAUUCUGGAAAAAAUGGUAACACACAAAAUAAAGAAGGUACAAUAAUGAUCCUUGCAGAAGAUCAAAUUGAAAAAAAAUUACACGAUAAUGAAGAAAGUCAUUCGAUUAAUCGUAAUAAGGGUAUCUUCCGUUACGACGUCUCUCAAUUACCUUCAAACCAUCCAAUUGAAGAUAAUCAUGUGGAACAAAUUAUUACCAUACCUAAUGAAGAUCAAUCAUCAAAUGAUGAAGAAGAUUUAUAUUUCUUUGGAAUAUUCGAUGGCCAUAGCGGUACUUUCACUUCUAAAAAAUUGAGUCAAGAUCUUGUUAGAUAUGUGGCAAACCAGAUACAUAAUUCGUAUGAUUCCAUUACAACAGCAACGAUGAAUGGUUUAUUCCCAUCUUCAACAAAAAUAGACAACGCCAUCAAGAGUGGGUUUUUGAAAUUAGAUAAUGAUAUCGUUCAAGAAUCAUUUAGAAAAUUAUUUCAAAGUCCAACAAAUGAAAACAUGAUAAAUACUUUACCUGCAAUCUCUGGCUCUUGUGCCCUGUUAACAAUGUACAAUUCAUUGAAUAAAACUUUGAAAGUAGCUGUUACCGGUGAUUCAAGAGCUUUACUUUGCGGGAAAGAUGAAAAUGGCAAUUGGACAGUGGAAUCCCUAUCGAUCGAUCAAACAGGUGAUAAUGUUCGUGAGGUCGAGAGAAUACGUAAUUUGCAUCCAAAUGAACCAAAUGUUAUUCGUAAUGGAAGGAUCUUGGGUUCAUUACAACCAUCAAGAGCCUUUGGAGAUUAUCGUUAUAAAGUUAAAGAAGUCGAUGGGAAGCAAUUAUCAGAAUUGCCCGAUCAUGUUAAGAUAUAUUUCAGAAAGGAACCAAGGGAUUUCUUGACUCCACCUUACGUUACUGCGGAACCUGAAAUUACUACAACGAAAAUAACAGAUAAGACCAAAUUCAUGGUAUUGGGAUCCGAUGGAUUAUUUGAAUUGUUGACUAAUGAACAAGUUGCUGGAUUAGUUGUAAGAUGGAUGGAAUCAAAUAAUUUGAUAGAAACCGUUAACGCAACUCCUCUGGGGAAAUUACCCAAUGUGAAAGACUUGACAACGGAUAUGGAUUCACAAAGACCACCUUUCAGAUAUAAUACGAAAGAUAAAAAUAGAGACUAUGCCAAGAAUCCCGAAUAUUUAAUGCAGGAUAAGAAUGUUGCCACACAUUUAAUUCGGAAUGCCCUCAGUGCUGGUGGUAAACAGGAAUAUGUUUCCACGUUGGUAAGUAUCCCAUCUCCAAUGAGUAGAAGAUACAGAGAUGAUUUGACUGUUACAGUGGCAUUUUUCGGCGACUCUGGGGAAAAUAGUGAUGGUUCCAUGGUAAUCAACCCUGAAGCAACGACACCACCCAAACCAAGAUUAUAA
Molecule: messenger RNA, 1707 nt
Organism: Naumovozyma dairenensis CBS 421
Lineage: Eukaryota; Fungi; Ascomycota; Saccharomycetes; Saccharomycetales; Saccharomycetaceae
Gene: PTC5
Product: type 2C protein phosphatase PTC5
Exons: 1
Coding region: 1-1707 (568 amino acids)
Biological process (GO): protein dephosphorylation
Molecular function (GO): protein serine/threonine phosphatase activity
Source: RefSeq, a predicted model, not a curated record